AUGAGCGAGGAAGAAUCUUCCCCACAGACUACAGUCCGAGACCCAACCCAAGACGCUAUCAACCGCACAACAUCACACAUAUCCGGCCACGAUGCGUUCGAAUCGGCUGCCAUCAUCACUGCGUCAGAUGGCCAUGUGCCUUACCGCGAGGCAGGUGAUGAGAUCUUUGACAAAGUUUCCUCAAGACGCAAAGUUGCUAUCGUGACCGUCCUGUCAUUUGGGGCGUUUCUGUCGCCAAUAUCGAGCACUUCAGUGUUAGCGGCGACACCAGAGGUCGCGAGGACUUUCAACAGCACGGGAAGCAUUAUAAAUCUUAGUAAUGCGGCGUAUAUGAUUGUAAUGGCGUUAUCACCUUUAUUCUGGGGGCCCAUGAGCCAGGUUUAUGGAAGGCGGAGUGCAGCCCUGUCCUCUUCGACUAUUUUCUUCUUGCUCAGUCUGGCCACUGCAUUGGCUCCUGACCUCACCUCGUUUAUCGUCUUUCGGGCGGCUUCGGCGUUCGGGGGCACAGCCUUCAUUCUCAUCGGCCCAGCAUGCAUUGGUGACAUCUACCGUCCAAUAGAGCGCGGUGCAGCAAUGGGGUGGUUUCUGACCGGCACACUUGUUGGUCCUGCAUUUGGACCAUUUUUGGGCGGUAUCAUCGUAACAUGGUCUUCGUGGAGGACUAUCUUUUGGCUUCAGACAGGACUGGCUGCUGCCGGAGUACUCGGCGUGUACUUUGUUGUAUGCGAAACAGCUCAUCACCUCAAGAUCAACGAUCUGAAAAGCCUCUCGGGCAAGAAAAGGACACUGAAGGUUCUCGGCAUGAUCAGCCCGAUGCGAGUCUUGCGCCUAUUCCAAUUCUUCAAUAUUGCACUGGUGGCUUUUGGCAGUGCAUCCUUAACCUGGAACAUGUACAGCCUCCUAACACCGGUCCGUUAUGUUUUGAAUCCCCGCUUCAAGCUCGACUCGCCGUUGCUUUCGGGUCUGUUUUACCUGGCACCCGGCUUCGGUUACCUGGUAGGGACUUUCGGAGGUGGACACUGGGCGGACAUGAUGGCCAAGCGAUGGAUCAAGAAACGUGGAGGUGUCCGUAUACCAGAAGAUCGACUUCGAUCCACCCUGCCUUUCAUGGGCGCAAUCAUGCCGGGAAGCAUGCUGGUAUAUGGCUGGAGUGUCGACAGGGAGGUUGGAGGUAUUCCAGUGCCUGUUAUCGCCAUGUUCGUACAGGGCGUGGCGCAAUUGUUUUGCUUUCCCUCGUACAACACUUACUGUCUCGAUGUCAUGCCUGGCCAUGGGGCAGAGGUGGCUGCAACCAACUUCUUCGCGAGAUACCUGGUUGGCUGCAUCGCUUCGGCUGUAGUUCUACCGGCAGUCGAAGCUGUCGGCAUUGGAUGGUUUUCGACCAUCUCAGCAGCGUAUUUGAUAGGCUCAGCUCUGGCGACCAUGGCAGCAAUUCGAUGGGGGAAAGGCUGGCGAGAGAGAACUCAAGCACGGUUAGAGGGUCCCAAGGAAGAUGAGAACGAGAUCAAAGCCGAUCAUGAUAUGGAUACAGAUCGAUCCAAAAGUGCUCAAAUAUUGGGGCCAAGCUUUGCGUUUGACGGGAGUGAUCCAGAACAGCAGAGCCGAAACAUAGGCCGUGAGACCUGA
Messenger RNA from Fusarium tjaetaba, 1626 nucleotides. RefSeq names its product dityrosine transporter. Gene Ontology annotation, biological process: transmembrane transport. The transcript has 3 exons. The coding region runs from base 1 to 1626 and encodes 541 amino acids. Gene Ontology annotation, molecular function: transmembrane transporter activity. NCBI's taxonomy places the organism in Eukaryota, Fungi, Ascomycota, Sordariomycetes, Hypocreales, Nectriaceae. The record is from RefSeq and is a predicted model, not a curated record.